This is a messenger RNA of Vigna unguiculata (cowpea), 1991 nucleotides long. RefSeq lists its product as uncharacterized. Gene Ontology annotation, molecular function: nucleic acid binding. Lineage: Eukaryota; Viridiplantae; Streptophyta; Magnoliopsida; Fabales; Fabaceae. The record is from RefSeq and is a predicted model, not a curated record.
ACCUUAUCAUUGUGAAGCUGGAAAAUAAUGAUAUAUAGACAUAUCUUGGUAAGCUCGAUCGCUUAAUUGCUGAUUUUGAAUUGCUCAUGCCUUUCACUAAUGAUGUAGUCAAACAUGCUGAACAACGUGGCAAGUUUUUUAUGGUUCUUGCACUUGUUGGACCUCCUACUGAGCUUGAUUAUGUCCGCAAUCAAAUCUUAUCUGGCACAGUUGUUCCGUCUUAUGACACCGUUAAUGAACAGUUACUUUGCCUCUCAGUUCCUCACAUGUUUGGUCAUUCUCUCGUACCUCCAACUGAUUCCUCUGCUUUAUACUCCCAAUCUUCCUACUGGGGUGGACGAAGUGGAACUCGUGGUGGAUAUCAUGGUCAACGUCCUCACUUCAAUUUUUGUCAACGGUAUGGCCAUACUAAGGAAGAAUGUCGUACAAAGGCACAACAACAACACAAGACAGCUAAUAUUGCUCAAAUCAUUUCUCCAAAACCAUCAUAUGAGGUUUCAAUUUCCGUUGAUGCCUAUAAUGAGUUUCUCCAAUACAAGGCAGCCAUGCAACCUACACAACAUGUGGUCGCCGUUACUCAGUCUGGUAAUCCUCUAGCCUAUAUUUCUCAGUCCUCCUCUCUUGGAUCUUGGAUUCUUGACUUCGAUGACCAUAUGUUUGGUAACAAGUCUUUUUUCUUUCAACUGACUUAUUUGGAUUCUUUAUCUUCUGUUACCAUGGCAAAUGGCUCUCAAAUGAAAGUUAAUGGCAUUGGUCAAACACAACCUUGUUCAAGGAUCGGUGUACCGGACAGACAAUUGGAGCAGGACAUGAGUCUCGAGGAUUAUACUAUCUGUCACAAUCGGUUGCUUGUAUCUCCACUGCAUCUCAAGCUCUUGAGCAUCAAUGCUUACAUCAUCCUCGUCCUACCAAAAAUGCGCCUUAUGCUUCCUAGUUUUUCUUACAGUUCGUCUUUUCAAUGCGAGUCUUGUCAGUUAGGAAAACACACUCGUCAUACCUACAGUACUCGAGUUAAUAAAGGCGUUUCGUCACCUUUUGCUUUAGUUCACUCCGAUAUUUGGCGUCCUAGUCGUGUCUAUUCUACUUUGGGUUUUUAUUACUUUGUUACUUUCAUUGACGAUUUCUCUCGAUGUACUUGGUUAUUCUUAAUGAAAAAUUGUUCAGAUCUUUUUUCUAUAUUCCAAGGUUUCUCGACUGAAAUUCAAAAUCAAUUUGGCACCACUAUUAAAAUUUUACGCACUGACAAUGCUCGUGAAUAAAUGUCUUCCCAGUUUUAGUCUUUUCUUAGUUCAUAGGGUAUCAUACGUCAAACAUCUUGCUCUCACACACCUCAACAAAAUGGUGUUGCUGAAAGAAAGAAUCGACACUUGGUUGAAACUGCCCGUACCCUUCUUCUUCACCAAAAUGUUCCUCUUCGAUUAUGGGGAGAUGCCAUUCUGACAGCAUGUUAUUUGAUCAACCGCAUGCCUUUGUCCGUCUUUAAUAAUCAGGUUCCUUAUUCUCUCUUAUAUCCCACACAAGAUCUUUACUCCAUUCCUCUUUGAGUCUUUGGUUGUUCAUGUUUUGUCCAUGACCUUACUCCAGGUAAAGAUAAACUUUCUGCCAUGUCUCUCAAAUGUAUUUUCCUUGGUUACUCACGCCUUCAAAAGGGCUACUGUUGUUUUUCUCCUCAACUUCAACGAUAUAUAGUUUCUACUGAUGUCACCUUUUUCGAGACUACCCUGUUCUACACUUCUACUAUUGAAUGUCAAUCUUUCAAUUGAAUCUUUAGAAGUCUUGUCUGUUUCGACUCAAGUAAUUGCUUCUCCACAAUGUCCAGAAGUCUUGCCUCUUUCGACUCAAGUAAUUGCUUCACCUCAACGUCCUUUGCUUCAAUACCAUAGACGGGUUCAAACUCCAAUUGUGACUUACACUACUAAUCCUCAAGCAUCAUCUCCUGCUCCAAUCGCCCCUACGGCCACGCCUCCUACACCUGAACUUCCUUUCGCGAU